CAAUGGAAGGAGGGGAGAAAUCAUCAGAAAACGAAACCUUUGUAGUGGAGAUUCAGCCCGACAAAAUCCAUUAUUCCCAAGAUAAUAUUGGCAAUGGCAAAUCUGAACCACCACCCCUCAAGGUCCAGGACCAUCACCAUAACCCUUCAAUGGCGGAGCUGUCCAUGCUCCAACUAGCUCUACUUUCCACCACUACACAGACACACCCUCAAACUUCAAUUAAACCUCCAUCUCCAUCUCCAUCACCAUCUUCCUCACCUCAAAUUCAACAGCCUUCACCAAUGCCUCCCCAACCCAUCAGAAGAAGAACCUCAGCUUAUGCCAAGCCCAAGUCCAGGAUAGCCGAGCCGCCAUAUCCAUUCAAAUCCAAGCCAAUCGAGCCACAACCUGCACCUCCCGUCGCAUCGCCAAAACAGACUCCAAAGACGCCGUUAACGGGAGGUGACAAUAGUGUGGGCGGGGACGACGAGGAGGUCUACAAAACAGAUAGCGUCAGGGCUGGCAAUAAGGCUAAGAAGGGCAGGAAAACGAAAGCGGUGGAGGUGAUCGAAUGGUCUGCAUUCGUGACCAUAACGACCGUUUUGAUCGCCAGUUUAACAGUUAACAAACUGAAAACAGGUUUCCAAAUUUGGGGUCUAGAAAUUCACCUCUGGAGAUGGAGCUUGAUGGUGAUGGUGAUCUUCUGCGGCCGUCUCUUCACCGAAUGGCUAACCAACGCCCUCGUGUUCUUGAUCGAAAAGAACUUUCUGCUCAAGAAGAAGGUUCUGUACUUUGUCUUCGGGUUGAAGAAGAGCGUGCGCAUCGUCUUUUGGCUGGCCUUGAUUCUCGUGGCAUGGUUGGUGUUGAUCAACGUAGAGGUCGACGAAAAGGCCUCCCGAGUUCGCUAUUACAUCACGAGAGGGAUCGUGUCGACUCUGGUCGGGGCAGUUCUGUGGCUGCUGAAGACAUUACUCAUCAAGCUCAUAGCAUCCUCGUUCCAUGUUAGGACUUAUUUCGACAGGAUUCAAGAAUCCAUAUUUCAUCAGUACAUCCUGCAGGCUCUAUCGGGGCCUCCAUUGCUGACAAACAGUUCCGAAGGAGUCUCUUCUAGGCGAAGUAGUGGGAAGUUGAGUUUCAGGAGACCGAAUGCCGGAAAGAAGGCGAAGGACGGGGAGGUCAUUGAUGUCGAUAAGCUUUACAAGAUGAAGAGGGAGAAAGUGUCUGCUUGGACCAUGAAAGGGCUGAUUGGAGUUAUAAGGGAUUCGGCGCUGCGCACCGUCUAUGAUACGAUUGACGAGAGCGUAGAUGACGAGUCAGAAGAGCAGCCGAUGGCGGCUAUUAAUAGCGAGGUCGAAGCAAGGGAAGCUGCCUAUAGAAUCUUCAAAAAUGUUGCAAAGGAAGGACACAAAUACAUCGAAGAAGACGACCUCCUGCGCUUUUUGCCGAAAGAAGAGGUUGAAAACGCUAUUCCCCUGUUCGAAGGAGCUGCAGAGUCUAAAAGGAUCAAGAGAUCAGCCUUCAGAAAUUGGGUGGUAAAGGCCUAUAACGAGAGAAAGUACCUAGCGCAUUCUCUUACCGAUGCCAAAACUGCCAUCGAGGAGCUAAACAGGCUGGCGUCGGCGCUUAUCCUGGUAGUGAUAAUCAUAGUAUGGUUCCUUUUAAUGGAGAUCGCAACCACCCAAGUAUUGGUGUUCAUCGCGUCUCAGAUUUUGCUCGUUGUCUUCAUGUUUGGCAACACUGCUAAAACAGUAUUCGAAGCCAUCAUAUUCGUCUUCAUUGUGCACCCAUUUGAUGUCGGAGAUCGCUGUGUUGUUGAAGGUGCUCAGAUGAUUGUCGAUGAGAUGAACAUUCUGACAACAAUCUUCCUGAAACCGGACAAUGAGAAGGUGUACUAUCCGAACGCAGUGUUGGCCACCAAAGCUAUAAGCAACUUUAACCGAAGCCCCGAGAUGAUGGGUGAUUCUGUGGAGUUUGCUGUCGAUUUCUCCACUUCUGUGGAGAGCAUAGCUGCCCUGAAAAGCAAAAUAAAAGUGUAUUUGGAGAGUAAGCCUCAGCAAUGGAAUCCAAACCACAUGGUGCAGAUGAAGGAAAUAGUAGAUGCGGACAAGAUGAUUAUGGAACUUUACGUGACGCAUACGUUAAACUUCCAAAAUGCGGGGGAGAGGGGCAAUCGAAGAUCUGACCUUGUUUUGGAACUCAAGAGGAUCCUUGAAGAGCUCAGGAUUAGGUACCAUCUUCUGCCCCAGGAAGUGGAAGUGGAGGUCCGAUGAGCCGGAGGAGGAUUAGGUACCUUUUCAGUCUUCAUCUUGAUCUUGAGGGAGCCUAAUUUUGUUUGGAGGCUCUUCUGCAUACUUCACUUGUAAAGCUGCCCUUUCUUCUUGUUGUGCCUCUAUUUCCUCCUUGUAAAUUCUGCAAAGGCGUGAUUCUCGUACCUAGUCUGUAGCAAAUUUUACUCUUUUGGGCAUAAAAGAUCUUGUUAGAAAGCAAAUGAUCAUAAGUUUGAUCAUGUAAUCAACUAUCCAACAAUUCAUGUCAAUGUGUUCUUAAUGGAGGCUGACAUAGACAAAAGUUUACCGUUGA
Messenger RNA from Andrographis paniculata, 2559 nucleotides. Its product is annotated as mechanosensitive ion channel protein 10-like. Gene Ontology annotation, molecular function: mechanosensitive monoatomic ion channel activity. The coding region runs from base 3 to 2249 and encodes 748 amino acids. The record is from RefSeq and is a predicted model, not a curated record. Gene Ontology annotation, biological process: transmembrane transport; detection of mechanical stimulus; monoatomic anion transport. The transcript is spliced from 5 exons. NCBI's taxonomy places the organism in Eukaryota, Viridiplantae, Streptophyta, Magnoliopsida, Lamiales, Acanthaceae. Gene Ontology annotation, cellular component: plasma membrane.